AUUGCCUGCCUCCUGCUAUUUGGCCUCAUGAUCCAAGGAGUAUUGUCCAUGAGAGAGCAAAGAGCCGGGUCCCUCAUUUCUGCACCUCUCAUUGCCCACCAACUCAUGCUUUAUUUUUAAACCUGAACAAGCUGAAAGCCAUUUUUGUAAGAGGAACCCUGGAUACCAACGGAGCACGCAGAACAAUUUUCAGGGCGUGGAGCCCAGUGAAAAUGGGUUGGCUCAAAUUCUGGAAAUGAAAAUUGAAUUGGAAUUGGGACCAGCUUCUUGCUUUCAUGGGAUCCCUGAAUUUGAGAGCUGGGAUCAUUGAUGCAGACCUGGAAAGGACCCCACAGGGCAGCAUGUCCAGCCUCUUCAUGCUACAAAUGGGGAAAGUGACGUCCAGAGAAAAAGAUUCGUGGCAAGAGCAAAGCCUCAGGCUCUGGUCUACGUGAAGGGGAUGAAGUGGUCUCUAUCAAUGGCACCCCGUGCACAGAUCUUACAUACUCAGAAGUCAUCAAACUUAUGGAAAACAUCACUGAUUCUCUCCAGAUGCUUAUCAAAAGACCAUCCAGUGGAAUAAAUGAGACCUACAUCCCUGAAACUGCAAACAAAGAGCAUGACCACCUUGUCCAUGAGGACCAUGUGGAGAGAACCAGCCUGCAAAUUUGGCCCCACUGCACCCAGAGCCAGAGGGCAUUUCCUGGCCAGAAAGAUGAAAAGAGCCCUGACUGUUCAGGAGAGACCAAGCCAAGCCCCCAGAUAGCUCUGCACCCCCCAAGAAGACCCUGGGCAGAGUCAAUAGUCUUGGGGGAGAUAGAAGGGGGCAGGCCAGGAGCCGUGGUGGAGCUGCAGUUGUCCCUCUUGCCUGACAGACACAAAGACCCUGGGGCCUCGGUGGGGAUUAUCCCGGAAGGAGCUGAAAGCCACCCCUCCCCUGACCCUCACCCAGACCAGCUGCAGGGAGGGUUUGGCCAAGGAACGUCUGCCUUCUCUGAUGAGAAAGAGGAUUCUGGUCAGGGGCCCAGUGACAAGCUAAUUCAGCUCUCUAGUGGCCAAGAGUUGCAUGUUACCCAGGGGAGAGAGGCAGGAGCCCCCCACCUCUCCAAGGCUGAAGUGGUCAUCAACUACUCCUACGACGCAGAGAAGGCAGAAGGGUCCAACUGGGCAGGAAGAAAGGGGUGUGGUGAUUUUCAAGUGGAAGGAGGGCGGGCUGAAGCACCUCCUUCUGUGGUCUCCUUUCCCCUCUCCUCGGAAGGCCCCGAGCAGGGAGAAGAUCAGCAGAUCUCAGAGAGGGAUCACCGGAGGCCCCACAAGCACAGAGCCCGGCACGCCCGCUUCCGGCGGAGCGAAAGCUUGUCCGAGAAACAGGUGAAGGAAGCCAAGUCCAAGUGUAAGAGCAUUGCCCUCCUCCUCACAAAUGCCCUCAACCCCAACUCCAAGGGGGUUUUGAUGUUUAAGAAGCGCCGCCGGAGGGCGAAGAAGUAUACCCUGAUCAGCUACGGCACUGGAGAACUUCAGCGGGAAGCCGACACCGAGGAAGAAAGCGAAAAAGACGGGCUUGUGGAAGUGAAGUUCACGAGCGAGUCGGAGGUAGAUGAAGAGAUCGUCUCGGACGCUGACGACGACAAAGAAGCCCCAGUGUGGACCUCGGACUGGGACUCUGGCCUGGUAGACGUUGAGAAGAAGUUGAAAAGUGGAGACAAGAUGCAGAUGCUGCCAGACAGCUCGGGGAAGGGCGUCCUCAUGUUUGCCAAGAGGAGGGAAAGAAUGGACCAGAUCACGGCUCAGCAAGGGGAGGUGAAGGCAGAGGGAGUGGCCCGCGGGGAAUUCGAGGGUGGCCAAGCAGAUGGGCUGAGAACAGUCACUUCCUACCAGACGAGAGAAGAAGAAAGCAUGAGAAUGCAGAGCAACGUGGCGAAAAGCUACCUGGAAGGAAGCCACACAGCUCAACAGAAUGGUUUGAGUGGAGCCCCAGACAUGCCCGAGGCCCACAGAUUGGCAGCCUCCAACAGGACGGCCAAGCCCUUUCCAGGGUCAGCGAACCAGGCCGCGGUGCCAUUUUCCCCUACCAGAAACCUAGGAAGUCCUCUGUAUGACUUUCCUGCGCCGCCCCCUUACUCUGCGGUAACCCCUCCUCCAGAAGUAUUGUCCAGAGGGGUGACCAGCCCCGUAGCUGCCCCAGCACAGCCACCUCCAUGGCCCCAGCCAGCCCCGUGGGCCCAGCAGGCUUUUUAUGAGCCAACCGAACAGAUCGCUUCCCGGGAUGAAAGGAUUGCUGUGCCAGCCAAGAGAACGGGCAUAUUGCAGGAGGCCAGGCGGAGGGGCGCCUCGAAGCCCAUGUUUACCUUCAAAGAGCACCCCAAGGUCAGUCCUAACCCUGAACUGUUGUCACUCGUGCAAAACGCAGAGGGCAAGAGAGGUCCUGGAGCCGGCUUCGAGUCAGGACCGGAAGAAGACUACCUCAGCCUGGGAGCAGAGGCUUGCAACUUCAUGCAGGGCCACUCUUCGAAGCAGAAGACCCCUCCUCCUGUCGCUCCCAAACCUUCUGCCAAACCGUCCCCCUCUCAGCCAGUCACUCCCGUCUCCCCGGUCUGGUCUCCAUCCACAGCAGCUCCUAGCCAACCUCCCGCGUUCCCUGUUUCAAACCGGCCCCAGGGAAUAGUUGCAUCUGCCAUUAAAAUAGCUCGGCCUGCUUCCACCGCUUACCAGCCCCCGAGUGCUCCCAGUGUGGCCGGUCCCUUUAAAGGCCCUCAAGCAGCAGUGGCCAGUGUGAACUACACACCCAAAGUGAUGCCUGCAGGAAACGCCACGCCGGUCUCUGGGGCGGGACCACCGAGCGAGCUGCCAGAAAUGAGAGGCAAAGGGGCCCAGCUCUUUGCUAAGAGGCAGUCUCGGAUGGAGAAGUACGUGGUAGACUCGGAAAAAGUACAGGCCCACAUGGCCCGCGCUCAGUCUCCCACUCCAUCUCUACCAGCUUCUUGGAAAUAUUCCUCCAACGUGCGAGCCCCGCCGCCCGUGGCUUACAAUCCAAUCCUCUCUCCAUCCUACCCUCCGGCGGCGAUCAAGCAGCAGCCCGGAGCUGCGGCCCCCUCCAAGCCAGGCAAGAAGAGGGGGAAGAAGCCUCUCAAUGCUUUAGAUGUCAUGAAACACCAACCGUAUCAGCUCGAUGCGUCUCUAUUCACUUUCCAACCUCCGGAUGCCAAGGACGGCCCAGUCCCCAAGCCCCUGGCCAAGCUCGCUCCGGUGCCAGUCUUGAAGCCUGCUCCUUCCUCCCAGCCGGUCAACGCUAGCUCAGCCCCCACCUUCCGAGCUUCCUCCGUGUGCUCCGUGCCAGCCUACAGCGCCCAGCCCACCUACUACUCUGAGGCUGCCGCCACGCCAGUUAGCCCGUCCCUGGCGUCCCCGGUGUCCCCGGUGCACGUAGCCCUGCCUACCUCUCCCAAGCCCGAGUCGGCCCCCGCCACUUACUUUGUGGCUCCAAGGCCCAAGUUCUCGGCCAAGAGAAGCGGCGUCACAGUUCAGGGUGGUGGACAGUCCUUACCAUGUUUUGGAAGACCUAUUGCAGCCACUGUAUCUCCCACUUCUCCUCUGAUGUUCCAACCUUCCCCCAGUUACCCCAGCAAACCAGUCAGUGAGCCUGCAAAAGUCAACAAGAGACUCACACCUUGGGAAGCAGCUGCUAAGUCACCCCUUGGCCUUGUGGAUGAUGCAUUCGGCCCCAGAAGUAUCCAGGAAUCCAUCGUUGCCAAUGUAGUCUCUGCUGCCCAGAGGAAGAGCUUGCCAGAGCCACUUCAGGACUGGAAACCAAGAGUGUCCUAUGCACCCCAGGCUCAGAAGGCAAACCUGGUCCCAUUCCACAGGAGGGAGAAGGGCAUCCCCAAUCUGCCACAAAGCACCAGGGCAGCCACUUAUGCCAAAAGCCAGUAUGAUGCCCCAUUGCCACAUUUCAACUAUCACAGGAAGCCAUCUAGGACUGGGAUGAUGAUGGAGACCAGGUCUGAGUAUGGCUACUCCUUCAGGGAUGGCAACUACAAUCCACACCCAAGAGGUUGGAAGCGUGAGACCUGAGAUUUCCCCAGGGUAGAUAGAGAAAGCCUCCCUUUCUGCCCUUACCGUCUGCUAGUUCUAAUAGCCAAGCCAUGGAACAAAUCAAGUGAUCUUUUCUUGGUCCAAUCUUUUAUUCUUGGCAAAAGAAAUAGAUUUGACUCACAUGGCUCUGAGAUUCUUCUAUGUGAGAGAUCUGCUCAUUUUUUUUUCGGUCUUUAGUUCCCCAAGUCACAUUUGUAUAUUUUAGCAUGGGAGAGUGUACACACAUGCUCAUUCAAACUUUAACUCAAAAUACCAGCACUUACUCUUUCCUACUCCUCACUCAAGCAAGGGAUGGGAAAAAAAGAGAUUGUCUUUGUGGGAGGAAAACGCAAUUGUCUGAGCUGGUUUCUGGAGUUCUUAGCCUCACAUCUAUGAGAGUUACUGGGUCUCCUGUCUGACCUUUGUGCCAUCAAGAGUUAUAGAAAGGAAGGAAUACCCGGUAUUUCCAUACCUGGCAUUGCAGAUCCAUGACAAGGAGCCUAAUUUGGGGGAAGCUUUCAAAGGCAAUGCACCAAUGUGGUUUGUAUGGGAAGGAAUUCCCUGCCGAUUUUUUUUUAAAGUAUUUCCCUCAAUAGCUUAAUAUCUAAUUAAAUUCAUUUUUCUUUAAGAAACUGAUAGUAGUUAUAGACAGUCUGUGAAAGAGACUAAUGAAAUGGACAUUUUAGGGUAAGGUCACAAGAAAUGCCAGAAUUAUUUUGAGACCAAUAGAGUUGUACAUCUGAAGUGGGAAAGAUUUACAUAGUGUAUCAUUUCUAAUCAAUUUGUAUUUGACCUUCUAAGAAUGAAAUAGGUACAGGGAUAGGGACUGAUUUCAUUGAUAUAAGGCACUUUCCAAUGAGGAAACUCCCUCUAGCAAUGCAGGUUGGUACCUUCUUUACAAUU
Phascolarctos cinereus (koala) is the source of this 4953-nucleotide messenger RNA. RefSeq names its product synaptopodin 2 (gene SYNPO2). Gene Ontology annotation, biological process: positive regulation of actin filament bundle assembly. Gene Ontology annotation, molecular function: actin binding. NCBI's taxonomy places the organism in Eukaryota, Metazoa, Chordata, Mammalia, Diprotodontia, Phascolarctidae. The record is from RefSeq and is a predicted model, not a curated record. Gene Ontology annotation, cellular component: Z disc; nucleus; actin cytoskeleton.